UAAAUCUUGGUUUGCCUUCAUUGGUCUUUAAAUUAUCCUUGAUUUUAACUAUUUCAGCAGCUUAUCAGCUCCAAAUCGAGUUUCCCGAUUUUAGGCCAACUGUUCAGCAUCUCAAAAUGCUCAGUCUGUUGCCUCAGAGUAUGUGCCGAAAUCCUAAGAUUAAUAAUGACGAGACCUACUUGCGCAUUUUGACGGCAAGUCUAAUUAAUUUGGAACAAUUUAUAGCUAAAAUUCCUGACUUUAGACAUAUGAAAAGCUUCAUACAAUGCAGCCAGCUUAUGCUGCCCUUCUUUAUAUUGUGGGUGGAAGUUCAACAAUGCGAGGGUUACGGUGAAGAAACUUUCUUUUGCAAAGAUGGAAAUUCGCUCGAAGAAAUCACACUUGGUUGUUCACUUGAUUGGAUUUUUGUUAUUCGUAGACCGAGUGGUACAACACAAAAAUUUAGAUGGGAGGAAGUUCGCGAGCUAGUAGCAAAUAAACGCAAAUUAUCAAUAAAAUGUGGGGAAAAUUUAGUUACAUCUGUCUUUUAUUUUGAGGACAAUGAAAUGUGUAAUUAUGUAUCUACUGUACUUAGUUGGAAGUGGAGACAUGCACGUACAGACGCGCUACAACAAAGAAGUGCCAGAUUAAGCGUCCAGAAUUUGCAGGGUGCCCUACCCUCAUUUAGCCAAGCACCUGGCUCAUUUACCCGUCGAUCUAAUACAAAUGUUAAUUCCGUACGUCCAAAUUCUGAAAUGAUUGUAGGUUCUGAAUUUACAGCUGCUGGUUCACAAUUCAUUCCACCCCAACCUUCGACACCUCAGUUAACAAUUCGUACAGAUCAGAAUAGCCAAUCUACAGUUAAUUCUAUACAAUCCUGCAAUCCUAUUCGACCUCCUCAAUCUAAUUCGGCCCUUUCUGCAUCCCGUUCAAUUUCUAUCGGCAAAAUAUUGCCUCCAGCUUCAGCUGAUUUUAUGGCUGGUGGAUCAAACAGUUCCUCAGCUCUUCCAUUUAUUCGGACUCAGAUUACAAAUGUUGCUGAUAAGGUUUCGCCUCCAGUCGCUGGCACAUGUUCAAGCAGUGCAUCAACAUUUUAUGUGCCUGCAGUUCCUCUACAAUUCCCUGGCACAGCAGUCCAGCAACAAAAAACUUCAAAUGGAAGCCAAGAGGAUUGGUUACGUCAUGAACAGCACGAAAUUGGUUCCAGUCCUGAAAUUAAUACUUUGGGCAAAAGUGUUUCAGCAGCAUCUGGAGCUAAAUGCAAAAAACAUCAAAUUGGAGGGGCAUUGAAUGCUAAUAACUUUGUAGCGGAUGUCAACAAUUUCUCGCUAACGCGCAAGAUAUUUACUUCUACACCAGAUCUACAUUCUGCACGUUUAAAUCAGCAACAACAACUUGCAAGCUUUCAAUUAUUACAGCAGCAACAACCUCAAUCACAGCCUCAAACACCUUUACUUCCCCCCUCUCAAAUGAAUGGCUCUGGAGGGCAUCGAAUUGUUCCAGGCCAAACUUCACUUUCUUCCGUUGUUUACCCACCUCCAAUCGCUGGAAAUGUUAAUUUGUUACCCCCUUAUUGCCCACCUUCAUCUACUACCACAUCUCAUCACAAUAUUAAUCCAGACGUUGGAAGCAGCAGUAACACAUCCUUCUAUCUACAAAACAGUCCAAUCGCUAUAAGAAAUGGGCCCUUCUCUCAAGGACAAGUAAUCGACGAGAAUGGUCAGCAACAAACUAUUAUCUAUCCAAUACCGCCAGAUGCUGCUUCGUAUGUCCAACCGCCACCCUCUUCUACAUCAAUUAUGGAACAAAUACUGCAGCAAUCACCCCAAUUAGGGCAUGUAUCAGCCCUUCAAAUUCCCCCUCAACUUACCGUACAGGGUUACCCUCCAACAACAAAUUCGCCACCUUCACCAGCAGCUAUCCCUUUACAAGAGGAAAGUCGGCGAUCUAGUCCAAAAUCCAAUGCAACUUCGUCGCAUUCAGAAACGCAAAUGACAAAUAAUGGUGUCAAUAACAGCGUUGAUCAAUCAAAAUCUUUGCCUGAGUUUGCAGAAAUUGAAUUUUCCGGAAUUCCAGCGAAGAGUUUAUCAGCUGAUUAUUCAGUCGCUGUCCGAUCACACAAUUUAGUUAGAAAUAGAGGAAGCAAAAUCUAUCCAUAUAAUGAAAAUAGAUUAAGAUUGGCUGUUACAAAUUCGAACCCAGAUGGUUACAUUAAUGCUUCAGAGGUUGUUGUUCCUAUCGGUAGGAACAUACAAUUGCGUUAUGUUAUCUCUCAAGCACCCAUACAGAAAACUAUUGAGGAUUUCUGGCAGAUGGUUUGGCAAACUGGAGCAAGAUUAAUUGUAAUGCUAGUCAAUCCUCACCAGGUCAACAAAAACGACACAAUUCCCAGCUAUAUUCCUAGCCAGGCUAAAGCUAAAUUAACUGUUGGAGAUUUUUUCCUCCGCCUUAAGAAUGUUAGCCAACCAGCUCAAAUGCAGAUGUUUCAACAAACAACAACAUUUACACUUGCCAGACAUGGCGAGCGUCGUACAAUUUAUCAUUUAUAUUGUGCUGAUUUUACUGAACAAGGAGUUCCAUCAUCUAUGGAUACCUUUAUUGGACUUAUUGAUGCAGCCUCUUGUCUCAAAAGACAUAUUCAAAAUGAAAUUAAAACAAAAGAGGAUCACAACAAGGAUUUAACUGAUGCAAAAGGGACACCAUCCUCAGUUGUUGUUAGCAAAUCCAACUCUAAUACAUCUAAGGACAGCCGAUCAAGUGACGCUUCUCGCUGUGAACGAGCUCAGUCAUCAGAGAGCGGUGGCUGGGCCAGAAAGAAACUUCGUUUUGAUCAAAACGGAGCUUCAAGCAAACAAACAUCUAACACAUCACCUAAACAUCAGCAACAAAGCAUUGAUGUUCAACAACAAAAUGCUAGCCAGGGACCUCUGACUAUUAUCCAAUGUACCGAUGGCGGUAGCGAUAGUGGACUUUAUUUGCUCUCUGAAGUGCUAAUCCGAAGCAUGGAAAAUAAUAUUACAUUGGAGGUUGCACAACUUCUAAGAGACUUGAGAUAUCAACGGAUGUCACUUGUCAAAAAUCCCCAACAAUACAAAUUUAUUUAUGAUCUUGUUGCAUUUUAUGAACGUAAAAAUAGACUUGUUUGA
Molecule: messenger RNA, 3125 nt
Organism: Meloidogyne enterolobii
Lineage: Eukaryota; Metazoa; Nematoda; Chromadorea; Rhabditida; Meloidogynidae
Source: the annotation of a GenBank genome assembly